Molecule: messenger RNA, 1671 nt
Organism: Desarmillaria tabescens
Lineage: Eukaryota; Fungi; Basidiomycota; Agaricomycetes; Agaricales; Physalacriaceae
Exons: 4
Coding region: 53-1366 (437 amino acids)
Biological process (GO): double-strand break repair via homologous recombination; resolution of meiotic recombination intermediates
Cellular component (GO): RecQ family helicase-topoisomerase III complex; nuclear body
Source: RefSeq, a predicted model, not a curated record
AGAGGCUAAGGCUUGGACUCAUCUCGUGUUGUCAUUUGCUUUCUGUUGCUAGAUGGCUGUCCCCCGUCAAGUCACUCAAUUUAUCGAGAAAACAUACCCUAGACCCCGUGUUGAUCCGGAAUGGCUUCAAGCAUGCUACAACUGGGUACUCGAAGACAAGCAACUCAGUCCCACGACAGAUAUGCAACAGAUACUGAAACACGUUGAGGAACAGCUUUUGUGCUCCAAUUUGCAAGACUCCAUGCUCCAAGGAACUGGAUUACCCCCCGACAUCGCGAAUCCCGACACCCAACACACUAUCGUUGCUGGACCUGUACUAGUGGAGAUUGUGUCAAUCACCGACAUCGGCGUCAGCGCGUACAACUUGAAUAAAAUCAGAAUCACGCGAGAAGAACGAAUAGCUGCCGGGGAACAAGAAGUUGGCGAGGGCGACGUGGAAGUGGAAGGAGAAGGCCCCAUACCUGCUUAUACGAGGUCUAUGCUCCGAAUGGAAAUUAGCGAUGGAACGACAAUCCUAAGAUCCAUGGAAUACAGACCUCUUAAAGACGUCACGCUUGGUGAGACGCCUCUGGGAUGCAAACUACUAUUGACACAAUUUCAUAUGCGCCGAGGCGUCGCCUUAUUGGAACCCAAGUGCGUUACAAUAAAAGGCCAAAUGAAUGAAGAGCGUAACGCUUUCCGAGACGCUGAUUUUAGGAGAGGACUCAUGCUCAGAUUGGGACAUCCAGAACCAGAACCAGAAGCGGACGCUGACAUAGAAACGCAAGAGCUACCUGUUCCGCUCCGUUCACCUUUACACGGGGUUAACAGGCCCUGUUCUCCCACUUUGGUAGAACGUAACCGUAUGGACGAGCAGCAUCCCAGAAGACGUACACCGAAUCAGGACAGAAAUAACCAAUCGGACUCAUACCCUUCAUCUUCAACAACCGCAGUUAAUUCGUCAUUCUUCUCAGCUUCCUCCAGUGUCCCAGAAAACAGGGAUCUUCACAAUAGCUUGCAUCUCUCUCCUGUGGGAACAUCUCGAACAAUCGUCAUUGACAGUGAUGAAGAAGAUAAUGCUAGGCCUUCUCGAGGUGUCAAUGGCGAUGCUAGUUCCGAGUUUGGUGGCGAAGACUUUCCCGUUGACGGUGAUGAGCUAUGGGCUGCGUUGGAUGCUGUCGAGGCAGAGCAUGAAUUGAAAACCCAGUCCACCCAGAACGCAUCUUCAUCGAAGGGACGAAGUACAUCAACAAGUGAUUAUACGGAUAUUAUCAUGAUCUCUGACGACGAAGAUGACGAUAAGGAGAAUUUUCCUGCACCCACAAGGCGCACGCAGCCUCGAACCGCGAACUCUGAUACACACGACGUAAUCGAACUGUCAGAUUAGCAUUACUUCUUCAGCGCUUUAUCGCGAAGUUGAACCAAGGAAUGGGUCUGAAGAUCGUUGACUGUAGUUAUAUAGUAUAUGGAAGCAUUCAACAUUGAAAGUUACCAAAGCACAUCGAUAAAAAGGAAUAUACUCAGUACAAAGGGCUACGCCACAAGUAGUCCAUUGUAUCAGCCGAGAAUGUUGACUUUGGCUUUCUUCUUCUUCUUCGUGUUCGUGAAGCUCCGCCAACUGUCGACUCGUUGAUCUCGGUUAUCUACGACGUACAAGUGAACAGGGGUGCACGAUGAAACAAAGAGGGGAAC